AAGGACCAUGCUGUCAUGUGCCGGUGUUAAAGAGAACUUGAACUUCCAGGCGAGCAGGUCGAGAGGGGACGAUGUCUCUGGAUUGUAUCUGAUUUAACUUACAUACACGUCUAUCUAAUGCUAUCACUGUGGAGAUCUAGUUGAGCCCGAAUGGACCUUAUAGUAAUUGCAUAACUAAUCGGCUGUCUUUUUAGAAGAAAAACAAAAAAACGUUUCAGGACACUUAAAAAUGUCCCUGAAGAUCGCAGGACUGGAUUUAGGAGAGGACACAGGAGUUCCAGAUUUAAGUACGGAACUAAGUAAAGACUAAACCAAGUUUAAACCAGGCAGCUUGUGAUGACUUCUCAGAGCCUUCAAUCCAACAUGGAUAAUAUAACCCCAGUUCAACAGAUGAUGGCUUCCUGUGCUGGGGCUUUGAUUACAUCAUUGUUUGUAACUCCUUUCGAUGUCGUAAAGACCAGACUCCAGGCACAGAAGAAUCCUUUUACCAAAGGUAAAUGUUUUGUGUAUUGCAAUGGCCUGAUGGAUCACAUAUGUGUGUGUGAAAACGGGAACGGGAAGGCUUGGUACAAACCCCGGGGUCAUUUCAACGGCACCCUGGAUGCCUUUAUCAACAUUAUCCGCACGGAAGGGUUCAAGUCGCUGUGGAGUGGUCUUCCUCCAACACUAAUCAUGGCGGUUCCAGCUACCGUCAUCUACUUCACCGCAUAUGACCAGCUCAAUACAGCUCUCAAGCCCUGGUUAGAGGACAGGGAAGACCUGGCACCGGUAAUAGCUGGAGGAACAGCUAGAGCGGGCUCCGCUACUUUGAUCAGUCCAUUAGAGCUGAUGCGAAUUAAGCUGCAGUCAGAAAGGCGCUCGUACAGAGAGCUGAGCUCUGUGAUCCGCCUGGCUGUCCAUAGUGAAGGCUGGCUGUCUCUCUGGAGGGGACUCGGGCCCACGCUGUUCAGGGACAUACCAUUUUCAGCCAUGUACUGGUAUAACUAUGAGAAAGGUAAAGCCUUGCUGUGUCAGUACAACAAGACGAAUGAGGCGACGUUCGGCAUGGCCUUCAUCUCAGGAGCGGUGUCCGGAUCUAUUUCUACAACUCUAACGAUGCCGGUGGACGUGGUGAAGACCAGGAGGCAGGCGGAAAUGGGUGAACUCCGGGCUAAGACAUCGUCGCCUCAAACCUCGUUUUCAACCUUCAGCGUGAUGAAAAGCAUCAUGCGAGAGAGCGGCGUCAAAGGACUCUUUGCAGGGUACCUGGCUCGGAUGAUGAGAGUGGCUCCGGCCUGCGCUAUAAUGAUAAGCACGUACGAGUUUGGCAAGGCCUUCUUCCGCAAAUACAAUGAGAAGGAGAGAAUGGGUCUCGCCCUGUACACGACCAACAACUAAUCCUUCCAUCAUGUGUCACACUCUAUUACUUUAAAUAUGCACACACAUUUGCUUCGCCUGGGAUCCAAACCCAUGUUGCAAACAUUCACCUACUGUAGUUAUAAUGCAUCAUGAAUACGCUGAAUAAUGUAGAUACAGAUUUGGAUGAGUUUCAUGUGUGUGAAGAAAGUUCGCACCUUAACUUCUAGUUAUUUUCUUGCUUGAAAAUAAAAAUCCAACUUUCACUAUGAUGAAAACCAUGAUUGACAAUUACACAGUACAGCGUCUAUUCAGUGCAGUAGACAAGGAAUAAUACUCAAUAUUCUGUUACAGUAAGGAGUUACAUACUGGAGAUACAGUACAGUAUUAAACUUCAGUUUGAUCAUUAGAUAUGUUUUAUCUAAUUCUUAUGUCUAGUUCUAAUAGAUUAGCCCCUCCAUUAUAGACACGAUUUUAUAUUAUUCCUAUAGCAAAAACAAAUGUUUUUAUAAAAUCUAUUUUAAGCUAUCCAGGUGAGAUUACACUCAAGCUUAACAAGUUUAUCAUGUUCUUGUCAUUUUUUUAAAACAUGAUGUAAAUGUAAUUAAUUUAAUCUAUUAA
Messenger RNA from Clarias gariepinus (North African catfish), 1956 nucleotides. RefSeq names its product solute carrier family 25 member 40 (gene slc25a40). Gene Ontology annotation, biological process: mitochondrial transmembrane transport. The record is from RefSeq and is a predicted model, not a curated record. The coding region runs from base 337 to 1377 and encodes 346 amino acids. Lineage: Eukaryota; Metazoa; Chordata; Actinopteri; Siluriformes; Clariidae. The transcript has 11 exons.